Molecule: messenger RNA, 3724 nt
Organism: Leucoraja erinaceus (little skate)
Lineage: Eukaryota; Metazoa; Chordata; Chondrichthyes; Rajiformes; Rajidae
Exons: 8
Coding region: 973-2367 (464 amino acids)
Biological process (GO): regulation of DNA-templated transcription
Cellular component (GO): cytoplasm; nucleus
Source: RefSeq, a predicted model, not a curated record
ACCUGUCCCACCCGCCCACCUUCUCUCUGUGAUUACUGCAUCCUUCCUCACCACUUCUGUCUGUUCAUCAAAACCUUCUCCUACGUUCUACAUCCCUUUCCCCAUAUCUCACACCCAUCCCCAUAUCUUCCUCCUCCCCCAUAUCCCUGAUCCCCAAAUUUCUCCUCGCCCAUAUUUUUCUCAAUAUCCAUUCCCCAUUUCCUUCAUAUCACCCCUCCUCCCCCUUCCACCCCCAAAAAAAGGCCAUAUCCCUUCCCUAAGCCCCCCUCCUCCUCAUAUACCUCCCUCGUCAGGUCAGGACAUUUAAAGUUGCCUCCAAACCCUGCCCCGCUCCAAAAAUAAACGACAGGCCCCCACCCUUUGCGGCACCUACUUACCCUGCUCCUGUUAUGCUAGGUGUCCCUCCGGUAUCCUCCCACCGCCCAUCCACGUUCUUUUCACUCCAGAGGAAGGGUCGUGACCCAAAUCAUCAUAGCGUUAUACCGCUUGUAAACAGGCCUUUCGACCCAACUUGCAUAUGCUGACCAAGAUGCCCCAUCUGCACAACUCCUCUUUACCCAUUUCUCAUCACAGAUGCCUGUUCCGCUGAAUUCCUUCCACAAUUUGCACCAGAUUUCAGUAUCUCCAAUAUUUUUUGCUCCCAAUCCCCUUUGUUGACCCUCCUCUUUGCCACCCACACAUCCCUCUACCCGUCUAAUUCAAACUGAAUUUUAUAUCCCCCCCCUCUCCAUCCAUGUCACUUUCCCCUGAUAAUUCUAAUUCCCAGCCCCUCAAGCCUGGGCCCACUACAUGUUCCCCACAUAUGAAUGCCCGUGAACUUUUUUCGUUUGCUAUCUUUGCUGCCCUCCCUCUCCCACUCAUCCAGUGCCUGGGAAUAAGCAGCAUUAAUGAUGGAAGGCUAGCAUAGACUCCUGGUGCCGGGACCUCCUUUAAUGAUGUAACUUCUCAACUUGUCGACAUUUUGAACAAGGAAUGGAAGGCGACGAUAAUGAAUUGUCAACUCCGGGAACUGGGCAAGGGUUCCAGGCGGCUGUGAACUCCCCGAGCGAGGACGAUCACCCCGCUUCUGAAAACGUAGCCAGCUGCGGGUCUGCAUGGGACAGAGAGAAGGUUUGUUACUGGAAUUGUGAGUCGCCAAUGGAAGAAGCUCACGGUAACCAUGCAAGCAGCUCGGGGAACCAAACCUGGGACUGGUCUUCAGAGUCGGACACAUACACUUCUGAUUUGGACAGCACAGAGGAGGAGCUAACUGAAGAGCAUGACUAUCUCAGGUCUCUACUGCAGAUCAUUGGGAAACCUCCCCCAUCUCAGUAUUACACCGAGUUUGAGAAUGCUAUGAACGAUCCAAGAACAGAGAGUUCUUUCUCUUUUCUGCAUGCCGGAGGCUGUUCCAGUAACGAACCCGAAAGAGGAAGAGAGUCUCCCUACUGCCUGGAUGUGGGAUUGUCGUUGAACAAUGCUGAGGAGGCAAAGUAUUCGGGUAUCGUUGCCCCGUUCUCCACGAGAUUGUUGUCGCAUCCGUCCUUCCAAUCCUUCUACACUGCUGUUGCGAAUCAGCAGAGACACAGCCGACCCGCGGAAAACAACGGCUCCACAUUCGACAAGCAAGACUCCGUCAAUUCCUGCUCACCAUUUCACUUCACGGCAAAACCUGAAGCCUCUGCCCUGCCCUCCCAGGAAAUUAACAUGCCAAUUCUUCAGCCGUGUGAGUUUUUCUACACCGACCCAAUGCUGCCCUCCGGUUAUCGAGUUUACAACCAUCUGUCUCAUCCGACACGCCAGAUGAUGCAGGGUUUACAACUUAACACUCCACCUCCAAUCAUGUCUGCAUGCGUGGCUCCAACGAACGCCCAGCCAACUGCGCCGAGCCCUAUCCCUCCCUCUUUAAACGGGUGUCAGGGGCAGAGCAGGCCCGUCUCUAAAGCGGAGCACGACGCCAUCAGCACCUUGCUUGAACUCAAACAGUGCACUCAGUUAGACUGCGCAAUGGCAGAGUCACCAAAAUGCCCAGCCAAGAGCAAGGGCAUCCACCAAGCAGAGACUGUGUGUUUAUCGGACGAUUCAGGGGCCCCAGGAAUCCAGGGCGGCAAUGGAACUGAGCAAAAGCACCUUUCGCUUCCGAAUGACAGUGGCAGCCCUUCAUUAAAGUCUCACCAUGACACAGAGCUUUAUACAAUUUAUCCAGAAACCCUGCCUGAAUGUGAAUACACCCCGCCACAGAGUUCCUCCGAUUGUAAUGGGGUGUCGAGAUUAAACAGCACAUCCUCGGGGACCGAGUUUAAAGUAUUUGACCCAGUGAGGUUAACAGAUAUUUUGCCAGCGGUUACUCAGGAGAUAGAAGUUGGCAGCUGUGAUUUCCUUAUUUAACCUGGGGGUGUGAGGGGGAGAAAUACAGCAGGCCAUGAAUGAAGAAAUGUGCUCUAAGUCACUGUUUAUCUGGCACCAAAUCUGUUUUGUUUUAAUUCUGCUCUGGAGACUUGUGGCAAAAUGUUCAAAUUAAUUCUGCCCCGAAAAUCAAGUUGUCUCUCCUUGCUGCCACCAUCGAUAAAGGAAUAGUAUGCGAAGGCUAUACCCUGUCGACAACUCGCAGUGAUUCUAGUAAUUCAGUAAUUCUACAAAAAAAUGGAUCUGUGAAUAUACAGGGAUAUUUUUGGCAAUAAUUAACAAUGUUAAGAGCUUUGUUUUGAUGUCCUGACGCAAAUUUGGAUUUCAUUUUUUUUGUUCUUUCUUUCAAGUGAUAAAGAGCUGGGUUUAAUGAGGGAAUUAACUGGGAAAUUGGGAGACCAGGGUGGAUUCUCACAAUGGCUGAAAAGAGUCAGCUGCUUUGGAGAAGGGUGAAAUUGACAUCAAGCCAAGUGGCUAAACAGUGAAAGAGUGCAAUCGAACUAAGAGUGACUUUCAGGGAAGUUUUAUUUAUGUCCCCAUGUUAUGGUGUAUAGUUGAAACUAGACUAGGUCUUAUGUUCCAUGUGACUUCACAAAUUGCUUUUUAUUUAUACAAUUUUAUAGAUGGCAAGAUCAUCCCCAAUGACUUUGAAGGUGGGGUAAGUGCUGCCAUUAUGAAUCACUGCAGCCCUGAGAAUGAAUCUUUUCUCCAUUCUUUGUAAGGAAUUAAAGGGUUUGGACGCAGUGAAGAUUAGUACUGCAAUAUAUUUUCCUAGUCAGGUGGUCUGAUACUGUAUAUUUGCAAAUGUCCUAAACUUGGGCAAAGGAGUUUUGAGGCAACAUACAUUUAAUUUUAGGUGGCAGUAAAUUACCUGUGGCACCAGACUAAGCAUUCCAACAUUAAUGUUAAAUGACUUCUGUUGUUCUGUCUAUUCUCUUAAUACCAGAAAAAGUCCUGGGGAAAUAAAUCUCCUCAAAUGGGUGGUUAAAAUUAAAACCACAAUGAUUUUUUUUUUUUUUUAACUAUAUGUUGAUUAUCCAUCAACAUGUUGAAGCUUGCUUGGGCAUAAAAUUAGCUUAUCCCCAAGGCCUUGUAACAUUUUCUGUCUGCCACUUGUUAAAAUAACAACUUGGGACGUAGGUAUUCACUUGCAUUGCAUUAGUAUUUGAUCAAAACAAUCUGAACCUGAACCAAAUAGGCAAGCUCCAAAUAGUAGUCCCCUAGUUUGCGUUUGCCAGUGACACUACAGCCUCUGAAGUAAAGAUAGCAGAUGUGAUAUUUUGUGUAACUUUUGAGUAGAGACACAGAUGUUUACUUGUGUCAGAAUGUUUUUUUUGUU